Sphenostylis stenocarpa is the source of this 5352-nucleotide messenger RNA. Lineage: Eukaryota; Viridiplantae; Streptophyta; Magnoliopsida; Fabales; Fabaceae. The record is from the annotation of a GenBank genome assembly.
AUGCCACUUCUCUUGGCUGCUGGGUUCCCACGAAAGUGUCCCCCAUCAUUUCCUUGCGGAUAUCUUGGCGACGUCAGUUUCCCUUUUACUAAAGCAGAACGCCAGGACUGUGGCUUCUUGCCCAUACGAAAUUGUGAUGAUCCACUUAACCACAAAAUGAUCCAACCACAGAAAAAUGGUACAUGGUUUCAGGUUAUACGUGUAACUCAGCUUCUGAGUAAUCCUACUACUCCUUUCACAACUUUUCAAUUUAGAGACGAAGAUCUCUAUGCCCUUCUGCAGAACCAAAGUUGUGAAGCUUUCAGAAGCAAUUAUACUCUUCCUCAUACCUCUCCCUUUGCUUCUUUUAGUUUCGCAUUCACCACAACUCUGUUCAGGUGCAACCGCAGCCUCCCAUUCAACCCUCCCACCAACAUGUGUAACUAUACAAAGUGCCAUGACUACAACCUCUACUUCGGCUACAAUCACUCGAGUUCUUUGACAGCAUGCACAGAGGUCAAGCUUCCAAAUAAGGACGUGCCUGACGGUAUCAACCCAUUUGCAUUCCUCACUGCCGAUGUACUGAUUAAAGUAGAAUUAACUCAUGAAUGUUUAGAUUGCAUCAAUCGCCAACGAGGGCUCUGUCAACUUGACAGCACAGAGAAAUUUUGUUGUGCCAACAAGGGUGGACAAUUGGAGUCAAGAGAUUCUUAUUCUGAUUCCUCCUCGAAUCCUCAUAGAACAAGUAGUGGCGAAUACUUUGAAGUUCCACUCUUCUCCUACGCGCAGCUUAAAGAAGUCACGAACAAUUUCGACCAUACUCAGGAACUUGGAGAUGGAGGCUUCGGUACUGUCUACUAUGGGAAACUCCCAGAUGGAAGGGAAGUUGCGGUGAAGCGCUUAUACGAGCACAACUGGAGGCGAGUAGAACAGUUCAAGAACGAAGUUAAAAUCCUCACACGUUUGCGUCACAAAAAUCUAGUGUCACUCUAUGGCUGCACUUCACGUCACAGCCGUGAACUCCUACUUGUGUACGAAUACAUUUCAAACGGGACUGUAGCAUGUCAUCUCCACGGUGAUUUAGCCAAGCCUGGCUUGUUACCAUGGCCUACACGUAUCAAAAUUGCCAUAGAAACUGCUAGUGCAUUGGCUUAUCUUCAUGCCUCACGCAUCAUCCACCGGGACGUGAAAACAAACAACAUUCUCCUGGACAGCAACUUUUCUGUUAAGGUAGCAGAUUUUGGGCUUUCAAGAGACUUCCGGAACGAUGUCACACAUGUCUCCACAGCUCCACAAGGGUCCCCGGGCUACCUUGACCCUGAAUAUUACAGCUGCUACCAGCUUACUAGUAAGAGUGAUGUGUAUAGUUUUGGGGUUGUGCUUAUUGAGCUGAUAUCAUCCAAGCCUGCAGUUGAUAUGAACAGAAGCAGGGAUGAGAUUAACUUGUCAAAUCUAGCAGUGAGGAAGAUUCAAGAAAGUGCAAUUGGUGAUCUUGUUGAUCCUUGUCUUGGUUUUGAUUCGGACAGUGGGGUUAAGGGGAUGAUAGUCUCAGUGGCAGGGUUGGCUUUACAGUGUUUGCAGAGGGAAAAGGACUUGAGACCUUCUAUGGAUGAGGUGUUGCAUGAACUGCAGAGGAUUAAGAGUGGGAAGGAUGAGGUAGAUGUUGAUAAUGUUAGAGUUUCAGAUAGUUGUGCACAUUCACCACCACCAGCCUCACCAGAGUGGGAUGAAGUUGGAUUGUUGAAGAAUACAAAGCCUGCUUCACCAAACAGUGUGACUGAUAAAUGGGAAAGCAUCACUCAGCAGGAUGCGAUUUCAAUUUCGGAUGAAGAUUUUCACAAGCGUUUCCAGAACAACAGUUGUGACACUUUGACCAAUAACUACAGUCUUCCAUCCCAUUCUCAGUUAUAUUCUAUUAAUAUAAAAUAUAAUGUAACACUGUUCCGAUGCAAACACGGCUUCAAUAAGAAACCUCCACCACAUUAUUUUAGUUACCCCUGCCCUCAGUAUCAUUAUGAUAUCUAUUAUGACAGCCUUCCCCUUCCUAACUAUGAGGAGACUCGUACCCUUUUCUCCUCCUGCUCAGUUCUUCAGUUAGCAAAAAAAGACAAGACUGAUACCAAAGACAUUCUAUCGUUUGUAUCAGCUGCGAUGGUUAUUGAAGUAGUAUUAUCUAAUGAUUGUUAUGAGUGCUACAAUCGCAGAGGAGGCCAAUGUCGCCUUGACAACGAUCAAAAGUUCUACUGUCAGCAAGGGCCAAGGAACAGGAGUAAAAUUUUGAAGCUGAUACUUGGACUUGUAGCAGACCCCCAAUACCAAUCAAGAAACACACAGAGAGGUGAAAUUGGUCCCAUCUCAAAUCCAGAGCCCGAAAAUGGCAGGUUCUACUAUGAAGUCCCUCUCUUCUCUUACAAGGAGCUUAAAGAAGCUACAUACAAUUUCCACCACGCCAGACAACUUGGAAGUGGAGGCUUUGGAACCGUUUAUUACGGAAAACUGAGAGAUGGACGAGAAGUUGCUAUCAAGCGUCUCUAUGAGCACAACUACAGGCGAGUAGAACAGUUCAUGAACGAAGUUCACAUCCUCACUGGCUUGCGCCACAUAAAUCUUGUGUCCCUCUACGGUUGCACUUCAGGUCGCAGUCGUGAACUACUGCUUGUGUACGAACACGUUCCAAAUGGCACUGUUGCAUGCCACCUCCACGGUGCUUUUGCAAGGCCACGCACUCUUCCAUGGCAAAUAAGAAUGAAAAUUGCCAUAGAGACCGCGAGUGCAUUGUCUUAUCUCCAUGCUUCUGCCAUCAUCCACCGUGAUGUUAAAACCAAAAACAUUCUCCUUACUCAAAGUUUUAGUGUUAAGGUUGGUGACUUUGGUCUUUCAAGGCUGUUCCCAAACGAUGUCACGCAUGUCUCCACUGCCCCUCUGGGGACUCCAGGUUACGUUGACCCGGAAUAUCAGCAGUGCUACCAGCUUACAAACAAGAGUGAUGUGUAUAGUUUCGGGGUUGUGCUAAUUGAGCUGAUAUCUUCUAAGCCAGCUGUUGAUAUGAGCAGGAAUAGGGAUGAGAUAAACUUGUCUAACUUAGCAAUAAAGAAGAUUCAGCAGAGUGCAUUUAGUGAGCUGGUUGAUUCUUCUCUUGGUUUUGAUUCAGACAGUGAGGUAAAGAGGAUGAUGGUUUCAGUGGCAGAAUUGGCCUUUCAGUGUUUGCAACGGGAUAAAGAUUUGAGACCCUCUAUGGAUGAGGUUUUGAAGAUGCUUACGAGAAUUGAAAGUGGGAAGGAUACGCCUGAGCAUCUGGAUGAAGAAGAUUUAUCUCUACCCUCUCUACCUUCACCACCACCACUAGAUUGGGAUGAGAAUGGAUUGUGGAAAAAAAUGAUGGUGCAACCUUCACCUAAAGCCGUCACUGAUAAAUGGCACAAAUUGGUUGUUUAUUGGAUAGAGGGGAUCUCAAUUAAUCGUCCCUCCAAAUUAAAAUCUUACUGUAUGAAAAUGAAAAUAUACAGUCAUUUUCGAAGUCAAGUGACGUAUGAAGCCCUUCAAAACGACAAUAUGUUUUUUUGUGUUCAGUCUGAAAAACAAGUUGCAGCACACUUUGACUGUGGGCUUCUGCUUCUUGUUUCAGCUGAGAAUGGAGAGUGUCCGCGAUCUUUCCAAUGUGGAUUUCUUGGCCAGAUUCGGUUUCCUUUCACAACCACUCAGCAACAACACUGCGGCUUAUUGCCUAUACAUGGCUGCGAAAAUCAUGACCCAAUGGCUCCCAAAACCCUCCAACUAAACACCUCAACAACAACAUCAACAUCGUACCCUGUUCUGAAGGUAGAAGUACCUCAUACCAUAUUUAUCACGGAUGUUGAACAUGAAAAACAUUUACUAAAUAGAAGUUGCAAAGCAUUCGGCAAGAAUUUUAGUCUUCCUCACCCCUCUCCUUCAGCUUCUUUCCUGCUCAAAUAUAGUAUCACUAUCUUCAGAUGCCCUCACUCCCUCAAACCCACCCUUCCCAAAUAUUUUCAUAAAUAUUCAAACUGUUCUUCUGAGUACGAUAUCUACUAUGGCCGCCCAGAUGCAGAAACUCCUCUGGAUUUAAAGGUGGAGAAAUCUUUAGCACCAUGUUCAACCAUUCAGCUUGCAGUAGAAGGAGUCUCUGGUGACGACCCGUUUCAAUUUCUAACUAGUAGUAUCGCUAUUGAAGUAGAGUUAUCAGAUGAAUGUGAAAGGUGUCCUGGAGAUGGAAAGGGCCAGUGUUUACCUGACGGUAAAGGAAAUUUCUCUUGCCCCACAGAAAGUGCGAAUAUCUACUUUGGGGUUCCUGUCUUCACCUAUAGGGAUCUUGAAAUAGCAACAAAAAGUUUCGAUCGCUCAAGAGAACUAGGAGAAGGAGGCUUUGGUAUUGUCUACUUUGGAAAACUCCAGGAUGGACGUGAAGUCGCUGUGAAGCGCCUAUACGAGCACAACUACAGGAGAGUAGAACAGUUCUUGAAUGAAAUCAAGAUUCUUACACGCUUGCGCCACAAAAACUUAGUGUCUCUCUAUGGCUGCACUUCACGAGACAGCCGUGAACUACUGCUUGUUUAUGAAUACAUUUCAAAUGGAACUGUGGCCAGUCACCUCCAUCAUCAUGAAUCAACAAAUCAUGGCUCUAUGACAUGGCCUACCCGAAUGAAAGUGGCCAUUGAGACUGCUACUGCGUUGGCCCAUCUCCAUGCUCGUGACAUCAUUCACCGUGAUGUCAAAACCAGCAACCUUCUGCUUGACAGCACUUUCUGUGUUAAGGUAGCAGAUUUUGGAUUGUCAAGACUGUUCCCAAUUGACGUCACCCAUGUUUCCACUGCUCCACAAGGCACCCCUGGCUAUGUUGAUCCUGAAUAUCACCGAUGUUACCAACUUACCAACAAGAGUGAUGUGUAUAGUUUUGGGGUUGUGCUCAUCGAGCUAAUAUCAUCCAUGCCAGCAAUUGAUCUGAACCGGCAUAAGGAUGAAAUAAACUUGGCAGAUCUAGCCAUGAGGAAGAUUCAUAAAAAUGCAAUUGCUGAACUGGUGGAUCCUUCCCUUGGUUUUGAGUCAAAUGAUGAUGUUAAAAGGCAAAUAACUGCAGUAGCAGAAUUGGCUUUCCAGUGCUUGCAACGGGACAAAGAAUUGAGACCCUCCAUGGAGGAAGUGUUGGAGGUGCUGAAGAGAAUUGAAAGCGGGAAGGAGGAGACAAGGCAUGUAGAAGAAGUGAACCUUGAGGAUGAAGAGCCACCAUCACCAUCUUCAGCAGAUCAUGAUGAAGUGAAAUUGUUGAUGAAUAUCAAGUUGCCACCUUCUUCGCCAAAGGCUGUGACGGAUAAAUGGAGCAGUCAAUCUACUAGUCCUAAUGUCAGUGGUCAAUAA